Messenger RNA from Clarias gariepinus (North African catfish), 9502 nucleotides. It is a transcript of the gene usp54a, whose product is annotated as ubiquitin specific peptidase 54a. Gene Ontology annotation, molecular function: cysteine-type deubiquitinase activity. Gene Ontology annotation, biological process: protein deubiquitination. The coding region runs from base 279 to 4649 and encodes 1456 amino acids. NCBI's taxonomy places the organism in Eukaryota, Metazoa, Chordata, Actinopteri, Siluriformes, Clariidae. The record is from RefSeq and is a predicted model, not a curated record. The transcript is spliced from 21 exons.
CAGAGAUAGGGCGUGGACGAAAGAGGUGUGAAAAGUAGAGGACGGGUGUGUAAGUCAACCUGGGACAGCUCUAUUGAAAUUCGUGGAUUUUUUUUUUCUUCCCUACCUCUUGCUGAUGCUUUAUGAGCCUGAAACUCGGAGCAUGCCAAGGAAUUAGGUCAUGCCCGCCCAUGAAAGAGCUCCUUUUGGAUGUUUUGUUUUCGCCUUCUCGGUUUUGAGGAUAUGACCCUUGUGCUGGUAUUACUGGUUCAGACUGGUUACUGAAAGCCAAUUCCAGCAUGUCCUGGAAAAGAAACUACUUUGCAUCAGGCAGCAGUGGGCUGCAGGGCAUCUUUACUCCACGCACCAUGACCUCCAUCGCUCCCAGCAAAGGGCUCAGCAACGAGCCAGGACAGAACAGCUGCUUCCUCAACAGCGCUCUGCAGGUUCUCUGGCACCUGGAUAUUUUCCGCAGAAGCUUUCGGCAACUAACCACACACAAGUGUAUGGAGGACUCGUGCAUCUUCUGUGCUCUCAAGAGCAUCUUUGUGCAGUUUCAGUACAGCACAGAAAAAGUCUUGCCCUCUGAUGCCCUGCGUACCGCUCUGGCCAAGACCUUUCAGGACGAGCAACGCUUCCAGCUGGGCAUCAUGGACGACGCUGCUGAGUGCUUUGAGAACAUCCUCAUGCGUAUCCACUUUCACAUCGCGGAUGAGAGCAAGGAGGACAUCUGUACAGCCAAGCACUGCAUUCCACACCAGAAGUUCGCCAUGAUGCUCUUCGAGCAGUGCGUGUGUGGGAGCUGUGGAGCGUCAUCAGAUCCUUUGCCCUUCGUUCAGAUGGUGCACUACAUCUCCACCACCUCUCUGUGUAACCAGGCUGUAAGGAUGUUGGAGUGCAGGGAGAAACCAACUCCGGACAUGUUCGGGGAACUGCUGAGAAACGCCAGCACUGUGGGAGACCUGCGCAACUGUCCUGGUAACUGUGGAGAGAAGCUUCGUAUCCGUCGCGUGCUCAUGAACUCUCCUGAGAUCAUCACCAUCGGCCUGGUGUGGGACUCGGAAAACUCCGACCUCGCCGAGGACGUCAUCCACAGUCUGGGCACAAUCCUGCGUCUCGGAGACCUCUUCUCCAGGGUGACGGAGGAGAAAGCCAAGCAGGCAGAGCUCUACCUAGUGGGCAUGGUGUGUUACUACGGCAAACACUACUCCACAUUCUUCUUCCAGACCAAGAUCCGGAAAUGGAUGUACUUCGAUGAUGCGCAUGUCAAGGAGAUUGGGCCGAAAUGGAGGGAUGUGGUGUCUCGUUGUAUAAAGGGUCAUUACCAGCCGCUCCUGCUGCUCUACGCUGACCCCCGCGGCACCCCGGUGUCCGUGCAGGACCUGACGUCUCGCUUGGACCUUCACCACUACACCAAAACCUACUACGACAGCGAGGACUCUGGUCGUGAGCCGUCCAUUUCGAGCGACACGCGAACAGACUCGUCGACGGACAGCUACAGCUACAAACCUUCCCACUCGCACCAUGAGUCCAUGGCCUCGCACUUCUCGUCGGACUCCCAGGGAACGAUCGUGUGCAACUCCGAAAACGCCGCGUCUCACAGCAGUCUAGACACUACAGGCCCUGACAGCGAGCCCGCUCAGCGCCACACGCCUAGAAAAAGUGGGACCACAGAUAGGAAGAGUGGAGCGGUGGACAGGAAGAGGAGUUCCAGCCGACCGCGCCGAUUCGACGAGAGAAGUCGAACCUCAAAGUCCGACGAGGUGUCCUCUGCAGGAUACCACAGCGAGGGUGAGACCCUGAAAGAGAAACAGGUUCCUCGGGGGACUCCUAAACCUAGUUCGAGCCGUCUACGGGACUUUAAGGAGAGCAUGAGCAGCAUGAUCCUGAGCCGGCCGCUAUCCGCCGACAGCACCAGCAGCGAGUCCAGGUCCAGCACCGGUGGAGGACGCUACAGGCCGGCCUGGAAACCGCGCCGGGACACUCUCAACAUAGACAGCAUCUUCAACAGAGAGAAACGCAAGCAGGCCGGCUACGCUCCACUGGGCACCGUGUUGCCUGAGGAUAGCAGCCACCAGAGUGCACUGACAGGCUCGCUGGAUCAAAUGCGUUUCGGUGCGACAUCUGCAUCCAGAACGCUACCAUCAACUCAGGGCAAGAGGAUGGACCCUCCUCGGCUCAUCCAGAGGAUGGAGAGUGGCUAUGAAAGCAGUGAAAGAAACAGCAACAGUCCUGUGAGCCUGGACAUCCCCAUUACAGAGGGAGCUGUGAAUGGAUCACACAGUGUAAAAGACGCGGGUUUGAUGAAGCCCCCCUCCGGUGACGGCCCUGCUUGCAAGAGUGGACAGAAGUCGAAAAGCAGCAGUUCCCUCCUGCUGGAUGUCAAAGCCUCAGUCAGAGGAACCAGUCAUACAAGUUUAGCAAGCGCAGAUGGCCGAAGCGAGCUGGACGAGCUCCAGGAGGAGGUGGCACGUAGGGCAAGAGAGCAGGAGCUGCAGAGGAGGAAGGAGAAGGAGAAAGAAGCAGCCAUGGGCUUCAACCCCAAACCCAGCAAGUUCAUGGACCUGGAUGAGCUCCAGAACCAAGGUAAAGGGGACGGCUUUGAGCGGUGUGUGCUGGACGCGGAGGCUCUGUUAGAUCAGUCUCUGAGGCUGGAGCAGGCAGGCGAGGUCGCUGCCGCGCUCUCUGUCGUAAACGAAGCAAUGUCCAAACUCAGGCAUGCCAUGCAUGAAGGCAGUGCUAACGGGCAGGGCAGGACAGUGGCUGAGGCUCGGAUGCAAAAGUGUUUGAGGAAGGCGCGAGGCCUGCAGCAGCGCAUGCAGCAGCAGGAGAAGCAGCAACAACAACAACAACAACAACAACAGCAGCAACAACAACGACAGGAGGAGAAGGAGGAGGAGGAGAGGGAGGAAACGCAGGAACAAAAGCUGCCUAUCAGUGAACAGCCUGUCAAGAUCCAAAUACUUCUGACAGAUGCUCAAGAGGAGGUUGUGGAUUCGCUCUCAGAAGCUUCCUUAGGCCCACCCCUACCAUCCCACAUAAUCCCCCAUUCCCCAGCUCCAUCCACGUCUGAUCUCUCCCACUCCUACUUCAGAGAGAGCCCUGAACGUCCUCCAUCCGCCGAUAACAGACAGCAUCAACACACUCGCUCAAACUCACAGGAGCGUCCCCUUGCCUCAGCCUACACGACCUGUAAACCCGGUGCCAGCUCUGUAUCUAGGCCCACGGUAAACGGCGCCGCCCAGGUGCCUUCGUCAGCCAGAGACAGACCUGACGCUCACAACCAUCACCCACCCAUGUCCCGGAGCUUCAGUGUCCCGCGUUCUUCCACUUCCUCCGAUCCCUACAGCUCAGAGGAAAAGCCACAGAUGCUCCACUCACAAAAGUCACCACAGCGCCCUGACACCACUCCACAUACGCAGAGCUCCAUGUCAUCUUUCCCUUCAUCCCCGUGCCUCCUGCCUCGCUCCACCUCACCGGCCAGGCCCAUGCCUGUAGAGCGCUGGGCUGAAAAUGUUACCAAAUACUACAAUUCCCAAACAGCUUCGCAGCAAUGUGACUCGUCCUGUGAAGAGUCUGAACUCGACUCGCUGUACCGAGCCAGCUUGCGGGCUCCCAGCAAACCACGGGGCUCCUGCGGGCCCAGUCCGCAUCCCACUGGGAGACAAGGUCCUGCUGCAGCACGCAGACUCACAUCUGGACACUCGGGCUCACUCGGACGCUCCAAAACCCCGACUGCUGAGAUCGAGAGGAGUGCUUACAGAACACCAGAAUACAUCAGCACGCCUCCACACAGACCUGUUACACCUACGGUGCGUGACGUAGCAGCGAGUGAGGAUCAGAUGUACAGUGCUGAGAAUCUGCGUCGUAUCUCUCGCAGUCUGAGUGGCACGGUCAUCAGAGGACGAGCAGAGAACCCUGUUCCCUCUCGCAGCUUUGACCCGCCACCACCGAGAAUUGCUAAGCAUGUGGACCCUCGAUUCAACCCUCGCCAGUCCAGCACUUCCCCGCAUGCCUCAUCCGUUACCCACAAUCCUUCGGGUUUCACCCACCACUCCGAGAACCUGCAUCCACGUCAGCAGCAAGCUCUCCUCCCUCCGUCUCCACUGCAGUGGCCCGCUCGAGGACAAUCAGUGUCUGCCGGAGAUCCCCAAAAGGUCGACAGGUUUCUGGCUGUGCUUGAUCGGGGUGAAGCUCAGACCUACAAAGGCUCCAACAGCGUUGCAAUGAGCUAUGGGACCCUUCCUCGGGCACCCUGGAGAUCGGCUCCUCCCGUGCAGUCCGUGCCUCGGGCCAAAGUCGGACAUGCUGCUCAUCCUGAUCCCCGGACCUACGCCGAUCCCCGCUAUGCCACCCUGGCUCACUCGGGCCACUCAAUGCCUGCUAGCAGAAAUGUGGCCAUUUCUCAACACCAACCUCAGCAUGCCAGCUUACCCAGACACCUGCAGUAUGUGCCCACUGCCCAGCCCAUGCGUAUGGAUAUGCCACCAGAGAGAAACCUCAGGAGUGCUGCUUACAGGACAGGUCACCCGGAUGGCCAGGCGCUCAGGCCCCGACGUGAUUCUCACACUCAGCUCUGUUCCCUGUGCCAGCAGGCUCCAUCUGAACCCAUGGGCAACUACUGCCAGGCCUGCAUCGCCUACAGAAACCACUACAGGCAGGCCAACUGAGCAAAUUGGAGCACCACUUCAUGAAAAUGCCAGCAUCAUGUCACAUGAUCAUUUCUCAUACACACCUUCAUACAUACAUCUGCAUGAGAAGGAGUGGGAAUGAAGGAGAGUCGUACACCAGCCUAAUCCUUAGUUUCGCUUCCUGCAUCCAUCUCCUUCAUCCUCCCCUGUUGGUUGAAGCCUAUUUUUUCUUUUCUUUUCUUUUUUUUUUUUGGUCGAUGAAGAAUGGCCUCAAACUUCGCGUCGGCACUGUGCACAUCAUGACGGCUGAAGACUGUUUUAGACUCUGGAUUUAGAUUUCUCGCUUGUGUUUUAUCGACUGAACACAAUAGGAAGAACAGAAUCCGUUCCUCGAAUGACCUGCCAAUGUGAUCGGUGUUUAACUACAGUGUUUUGGUAAGAGUGCAUUUUUAUGAGGACAAAAAGCACAAAUUGAAGACAAGACUUUGAGACAGAGCUUACUAUUUUUGGAUUACUGAACCACAGGUCUGGAUUAUAAAACUGUUAAAAAUCCUCAUUUUAUUUUAGAUUUCUGAAAAUCAUCUCGCAUUCUAGAAUAAGCAGAGUGAUGUAUAUUAUAUUUAAAAUUAUAAAGUUAAAUGUUUAGAAACUAUCGUGAUGUGUGAAUGAGUUGAAAGCAGUGCAGUAGAAACGUUGGGACAGGGACGAGUGGUGGAGCGAGAACAUUUCCAUUUGUUUUGUGUUCUAGCUUCAUGACAUGCCAAGUGUCUCCUUAAAAAACACUCAUGAUGGAAUGGAAUUGAUUAUUUCGGUGUAAAAAUACACCCACUUGUCACAUGAAUUAUUAUGAGAGGAUUUUAAAGCGGAAGGCAUUAUAAAAAAUAAAAAAAAGAAGUUUUUAAAAUAAACCAGAACCAACAGUGUUAAAGUCACAGGCGUACCGGGUACAGCAGAUAAGAAUAACACAUGAAACUUUAUUUGCUUAGCAUUAACGCUGAUGAAACAUAUUUAUUCCAGUCUUAAAAACAUACGCUGCGUCUGGCAGGUAUAUACAUUUUGUAUUUUUUUAUUAUUGUUUUAUUUUAUUUUAUUAAAACUCUGCAACGUAAUCACAACCAAAGCUGUGAAGUGAGCUGAGAACGUUGCAUCAUUUAGAUUUAAGACCUAAUGCAAAAAAUAUACUCAAAGCAGUCAGAAUAUAACUACUGAUUACUUCAGUGUUUAAGAUCCAGAUAUAGUCCAUUUAUGCAACAGCAUGGCUAAAACAGAUUCAGUUCAAGGAGAAACGUUUCUAGAGCUGCCUGAGAGGCGUCCCUUUCGCCCUGGGUGACUCCGCCCCCUUCGUUUAAUCAUAAUUUGCAUGGUGAGUUGCCUUCAAGGCAAAAUGCACAGAGCUGAACAGAUCUGUUCCAACUGCACCAGGAAUAUAGAGACAAAACGACAUAAUGUGCAGCACAGAGGAUGACCAUCACUGCCAUCCACUGGGUUAGGAGACGCCCUUGAGUAUCACAAACUGCAAUUAAGUACGUACGUCCCUCUGACCUAGAACCAUAUUUCUUGGAUUAGAAUGGGUCCAGUGUAUAUUUUAAUACAUGAUCAAAAUUCCAGGGAAUUUUUUUUUUUUUAUCAGAUAUUGGAAUAUCAUUUCUAGCUGAUUAGAUGCAACCUCAGUGUACAGUUUAAUUUGAUUCGAAAUCUUCAAAAAGGGAAAAUAAUAAAAAAUAUAUACUGUAUAUAUUAGUAUUUGUAAUAGGAAUGCAACAGUAAUAAAAAAGAAAGCUUUACUGAUAUAUAGAUGCACAUUUUGAUUUAUCUCAGAUUUCUCAGUACUUACAGUAUUGACCCAUGAAUCUUACUCCAAUUUUUUUUUUUUACUUGCUCUAGACGUAUGCUAGAUCAUGAUGGAAACUAAGGCAUUUUAACAAACGCAGUGGUUAAAAGAACCAAAUCAUUCUUCCUAAGAUGCGUAAAACCUUACUACGUGUAAUAUGUGUAACUUCCUGGUGCAGUGAAGAGCAAAAUCUGACCAAACUAUCAUAUUAAGGUAUUGGUUAUGUGUAACAGCAAAAAAGACAACCCAAAUCGAUUGUUUAAAAUCUGACGUUUGCUCUUAAAAUAUCCAUUAUACUUCAAUAUUGCAAAAAACACACACAUUAGAAACGUCAUGACGUGAAGUAUUUUUUCCGGCCACCGCAUUAUCCCACCCAAACUCAGUAUUUCAUCUUAUCCCAUGUCGGAAAACGUUGCACUUAAUGGCAUGAUGUGGUGGAUUCAGCGAGCCACAGCCACUAAAUGAAUGCUUUAAACGUUUUAACAGUCAUGCUUAAAAACCGUGCAGCUACAGAUGCUACAAAGUGUAUAUGCAAUGUCGCAAGGCCUGUGUUCAUAUAACUUAAUACCGUAUACUAGCCUGAGAUUUGUGAUUUUUGCUUAACUAUGUUAAUCCUGGUUUAGUGCACUUCACAAGUGUUAAGUUAGGAAGUGUAAUUCUGUUGUAAUGUACAUUUCCCAUUAUUAUGGGAAUAAUUCAAUGUUUAUAUGUGUAACUGCAUAAUCUAUAGAUCUAUAUAUAAAAUUUAGUCAUAUAUAUAUAUAGUUUUCUAUACUGUACUGAUACUGAAUAUAUAAAUCAGUAUUUUCCUGAAGUACUGACCUCUAUAAAAGUGUAAUUAAUUAUACACUUACAUAUAAGUUUUUGGGAAGGAAACCGGGCUUGUUCGGUUUCUCUCCUCGCAGUCAGUGGGACAUAAGAGCAGAGACAAAAUGAUCAAACUGGGACCUGCUUUAAAUUAAGUUUGCAGUGGUUCUUAAACUUUGUGCAGCCAGGGACUCCUUACUGUACCUUCACAGUACAGAUUUAUUUAUAAACACAGUGCUAAUAUUCAAAUAUAAAAUUGGUUAUUAUGUACAGUAAUAAUCUGACUAUUGUUUUUUUUUUUUAUAUAACUGAACCAUCGACUGAAAGGACACAGUAGAUUUAAGCUUGGGCCAAGUUGCGUUUUGAAUUAUAGACGUCUUUGGUGUUGUCCCUCUUGAGACCCAGAUGUUAUACACCCCAAUAUAACAUGAGUUUCACUUAACUAUACUGCCUGGCCAAAAAUAAAAUAAUCACAAUUUCAAAAGGGUCAAAUUAUUGAGCUGCAUAAAGCAAAGAAAACCACUAAGGAGAUUUGUUAUUGGGUUAAGAAAACCUGCAAAGGUAGUGCUGAACCAUCACUUAAACACUUGGCCAUCAGAAAACCACUUGUUACUGAGAUUAAUAGGAAAAAAGGCUUAGAUUUGCAAAGGAUCAUAAAGAUUGGACUCUGGAGCAAUCAAAAAUGAUCAUGUGGUCUGAUAAAUCCAGAUUGAACCUAUUUCAGAGUGAUGAGUGCAUCAGGGUGAGAAGGCAUCAUGAAUAGUGCCCACUGUACAAGUCUCUGGAGAUACAGCAGGGUUAUGAUCUGGGGUCGCUUCAGUUGGUCAGGUUACGUUAUGUGGCAUUAAAAUAAAGUCAGCUAACGACCUGAAUGUUUGUUCCAGGACUCAAAUUGUGAAAGUGUGGUUCUAGGAGCAUAAAGAAGCAUUUUCACACACGAACUGGACCACAUUGUGUGAUGUAAUCAAAGCUAAAGGUAAUUGAAUUAAAUCUUAGCGUGUACAUUUUUUUGGCCAGGCAGUGUAUAUAUCUAUAUAUCCUUGUGCACUCCUUAUAUGUGGACCGUUGGGUAUAACUUUUUUGCCAACCUAUUUCUGGUUGUUCUUAUAAAGUUAUCGGGUGAUGAUAAAGAGGAACAACGAGGAGAAAAUUCAAUGUACUCUAGAGUCCAAGUCUCAGGAGGUUUAGAGGAAAAAAAAGGUCUGUGCGCAACCUGGUUGCAAAAAGACCCAAGUAUGUUAGCAAUCUGAUUUUACAUCUGUAUUUUUUUUCUUUUAUGCUAUAAUCAGAAUAAAACGUUUCCAAAAUUGUUACCUUAUAUUAUGUAGGAAUUAAAACAGCAUCCAUCAGUUACAAUCUUAUCCACUUGUUAUAAUGGUUUAGAACUAAAAAGAAAGGAAGUGCUAUUCAUGCUUCUAUGAAUUUGCCUGUUGAAUUUUUUUUUCUUUUGUUUUUUUUUUCAUCUUCACGAAAAUCAGGAGACUCUGCUGACAUCAGAGACACGUUUCAAAAAGGGAGUCUACUGAUGUUUGAUUUACACACAGCGAAUUAACAUGAGAACGUAUUCAUAAAUAUCAUAUCUUUUCUAAAGAGUUUGGUUUUUCAACAAAAACGCACCAACAAACCCUGGCCUUGCUUUAAUAUGUCCCGGUUUGAGAACCACUAGUUUAUGGAAAUGCCUUUUCUGCAGUUUGUCUCAUGGAGGAAACGUGAAAACGUUCUAAAAAGCUGAACGGUCUGGGAAAAUGAAUGCUGGAUUUUUUGCUUUAACAAUUUGUAAUUUAAACAUGACAUCAGUAAAUGCAUUUAAAUGUUCAGUAAUAGUUUGAAAUCACUAUAAAUCUAAUUGAAGUUAAAAGUCUAGUUUUUCCUCAGUGAUUUAAAAAACAAAGUCUAAUUUUGUUGUAUGAAGGUAAGUAUUUUUGCAUUGCUCUUGCUAUUUUAGAGACUUUUUUUCCUGUGUAAGAAGUUUAACAUGAAGUCGAUUUUUGCCAGAUGUAUUGGAUACAGUACUGUAUGCAUUAGUCAGCUGUCUGUUCGCUUUUCUCUUAUUUUUUUUUCUGCAAAUGAAGUGAACCAGACAGGGAAAAAUUGAAUAGUGUAAAUGCAUAUGUAUAUAAAGAUAUUCAUAGCCUUCAGUCUUAAACAUGGAGAUUAAUUCUAGUUUGAAUCUUGUUUGUAUAUGCUGUGGUAGAAACUGGAACUGGUAUUUUUGCAAUAAAGAGUUAUUGUUGUGCUCUAGUGAGGAGCGAAA